Saccoglossus kowalevskii is the source of this 1969-nucleotide messenger RNA. Its product is annotated as amidophosphoribosyltransferase-like. Gene Ontology annotation, molecular function: amidophosphoribosyltransferase activity. NCBI's taxonomy places the organism in Eukaryota, Metazoa, Hemichordata, Enteropneusta, Harrimaniidae. Gene Ontology annotation, biological process: purine nucleobase biosynthetic process. The record is from RefSeq and is a predicted model, not a curated record.
CCACUGUUCUGUUCAGACAUGCGCAUAUCUCACUUUAAGCCGGUAUCCCCACGUUUGACAAAUGUCUAGGUGAGAGUAUCGUUUUUUUAUAAUGUGCGAAAACAAGCUUCGAGUGUCAGCAACGGUGACUCUCCGUGGGAUUUAAAACACUGAUCAUCAGUUCAAACACUAUUAUUUGCAUUCGUUUAGUUCACAUCAGAGUCUUAGUCAUUUUUUUGUUGGUCAGCUGUUGAUAAACCCAUAAUGGCUGCUUGUCACGCUUACGACGACGAACUGGAAGGUCUUCAGACUGCAUGCGGUAUUUUUGGAGUCGUUGCUACCGGAGACUGGCCGACACAGUUAGACAUUGCCCACGUCAUAUCCUUAGGUCUGGUGGGUCUGCAGCAUAGAGGUCAAGAGAGUGCUGGAAUAACAACCAGUUUUGGUUCCAACACCAAACGAUUGUAUAAACACAAAGGUAUGGGUUUAGUAAGUGCAAUAUUUAGUGAAGAGCACUUAGGCAAGUUGAAAGGAAAUUUAGGAAUUGGGCAUACACGAUACUCAACAGCUGGCGAUUCCGAGCUGGCAAAUUGUCAACCAUUUGAUGUAGAUACGAUACAUGGUCGCAUAGCAGUGGCACAUAAUGGUGAACUUGUCAAUGCUGGACCACUGAGGAAAAAGGUUCUAAAACAUGGAGUUGGGUUGUCUACCGGUUCUGACAGUGAACUAAUCACCCAGUUGUUGGCCUUCUCACCCCUGGAAGAAGAAUUGGACGGUCCAAAUUGGACAGCCAGGAUUCGUUAUUUGAUGGAGCAAACCAGAACAGCAUAUUCCUUAGUUAUUAUGUAUGAAGACUGUAUUUAUGCCGUGAGAGACCCAUAUGGAAAUAGACCAUUAUGUGUUGGUAAAUUAAUAUCUGGUGGAUAUUGUGAUACAAAGCCCAUGGACAGUGACAUUGAAGGGUGGGUGGUGUCCUCAGAAUCAUGUUCUUUUCAAUCAAUUGGUGCCAAAUACCAUCGUGAAGUUUCACCCGGUGAGAUUAUACGAAUCACGAAGAAUGGUGUCAAGUCAUUAUCUAUCGUAGACAGACCAAAGAAUGAUCUACCGGCAUUCUGUAUAUUUGAAUAUGUAUAUUUUCUAAGACCAGACAGUGUUGCUGAAGGCCAGAUGGUGUAUUCAGUGCGUAGACGUUGUGGUAGACAGUUGGCAAAGGAAGCAAGUGUAGAGGCUGAUUUAGUGAGUACAGUACCUGAAUCUGCUACACCCGCUGCAAUGGGAUUUGCAGAAGAGGUUCAUGUACGUGUAGCAUCACCACCCAUCAAAUACCCUUGUUACAUGGGUAUCAAUAUUCCAACUAAAGAAGAACUCAUAGCAAACAGAUUAGCAGCUGAUCAGUUAGCAGAAUAUCUUGGUGCAUCUAGUGUUGUGUAUCUUUCUGUUGAUGGACUAGUAUCUGCUGUCAGAGCAGGAGUCUCAGAAAAAAAUGAAAACAAAAUUGGACAUUGCACUGCCUGUUUGACUGGGAACUAUCCAGUGGAAUUAGAAUGGUAGUUGUCACCCCUAUUCAUAAAUGGAGCAUUCCACAAUUGAGGUCUAUGUGUUUGUGCCUUGAUAUAAAGUAUGAAGACUAUUUACAUUACAUGUAUGGAUUUACCAGUAAUGUUUAUUUGUGUGUGUGCAUGUCUUAAAGUUUGUGGGUAGAGGUGCGCUUUCAGAAGUCACAGCGGUUAAUAAGCUCUAGCAUUUGAAUGCCAUCAUUUUUUGAACCAAACGUUUUAGUAAUAUUUUGCUUUUUUUGUGUACAUUGUAUUAUUUCUAUCAGAUCAACUUUUGACCAGUUUGCAAAUGGAAAUGAAAAAAUUUGAACAUGUAUUUUGUGAAAGUUGACAAAAAUGUUAACACAGGGUUGAACACAUUAAGUUCUCAAUAAAUUAUCAAUAGCAUUCGUCUCUAUGCAGACAGUGUGUCAAAAAAAUGCUUUUCUCUCAAA